AUGGGGAUGGGGCUGGGGAUGGGGCUGGGGCCGGGGUCGGGGUUACGGCUGCGGCUCCUGCUCCUGGCGCUGCUGGCGCCGCCGCCCGCGCCCCGCGCCGCCGCCACCACCACCGCCACCGCCCUGCCCCGCACCGCGCGGCCCUUCCCGGAGGUGCAGGAAAUAGUUCGCCGCUUCUCCCACACGACCGUGUCCAACUACAGCAUCUUGCUGGUGGCCCCACAGCUCCGGACGCUGUACGUAGGAGCUAAGGACGCCAUCUUUGCCUUGUCCCUGGACUCCAUCGACCAACAUGCCAAGAUGAUUGAGUGGAAAGUUCCCGAGCACCAGCGCUUAUCCUGUACCAUGAAGGGGAAGAAAGAGGCCGAGUGUCACAACUACAUCCGCAUCCUGGACUUCGCCAGCGAGAGCCACCUCUUCGUGUGCGGCACUUACGCCUUCGACCCCCAGUGCGGCUUCAUCAACGUGGCCAGUUUCAGCGGCGUGGAGCACCAGGACACUGGCCGGGGCAAGUGCCCCUUCGAGCCCAUGCAGCGCUCAGCAGCCGUCAUGGCUGAUGGUGUCCUGUACGCUGCCACCGUCAACAACUUCCUGGGGACGGAGCCCAUCAUCUCCCGAGCUACGGGGACCUCGGAGGAGCGCAUCCGGACGGAGACCUCAGUGACCUGGCUGAAUGACCCCAACUUCGUGGGCUCCACCUUCCUGAGGGAGAGUGAGAGCGGAGAAGACGACAAGAUCUACUUCUUCUUCACGGAGACGGCCAGAGAGUACGACUUCUACGAGAAGGUGAAGGUGCCGCGUGUGGCCAGAGUCUGCAAGGGGGACCUGGGCGGGCUGAAGACGCUACAGAAGCGCUGGACGACCUUCCUGAAGACACAGCUGAUUUGCUCAGAUCCCAAGACUAGAACCAACUUCAACCUGCUGAAGGAUGUAUUCACCCUGCGCUCGGACAACUGGACAUCCACCAUCUUCUACGGCCUCUUCUCAGCCCACAGGGACGGUGGGGAGGUCUCUGCCGUCUGUGCCUAUAGCAUUCGGGAUGUCCAGAAGUCCAUGAGUGGUCGCUUCAAGGAAUUCAAACGUGACUGUGAGAAGUGGACGAGUGUCAUAGCCAGUGAUGUGCCCGAGCCCCGGCCUGGCACGUGCAUCACCAACAGCAUGAAACUGGCUGGAUUUGGCUCCUCGCUGACCCUGCCCGACCGUGUCCUGACCUUCGUCCGGGAUCACCCGCUCAUGGACCAGCCCGUGCGCCCACUGGAGCAUGCACCGCUGGUGGUGCAACGGGGUGCACCCUACCACCGGGUCGCCGUGCACCGUGUCCGCAGCCUCACAGGCACCGACUACGACGUGCUGUUCCUGGGCACUGAGGAUGGACACCUGCACAAGGCGGUGAAAAUCGGCCCGACAGCUGCCAUCAUCGAGGACCUCACGCUUUUCCCUGAGCCACGGCCUGUGCAGAACCUGCAGCUCCACCAGAGCUGGCUGUAUGUGGGCUCCUCCACGGACGUGAUCCAGGUCAACACCACGGCCUGUGAGCAGUACGGCAGCUGCCAUGACUGCAUCCUGAGUCGCGACCCUGCCUGCGCCUGGAGCCGUGAGCUGGGUGCCUGCGUUGUGCACCAGGGACAGAGCGAGUUACUGCAGGACAUCACAUCUGCCAACAUCUCGGGGCUGUGUCCGAAGGAGAUGGAAGCUGGGCCGGUCAUGGCCGAGGUGCCGGUGUCCCUGGGCGCCCGAGUCGUGCUCCCCUGUGCUCCCCCAUCCGCCUGGUCUGUUUGCACGUGGCAGAGACCCAGCCCAGAUGCCCACGCCUACACCGAGCGCCGUGACGGGCUGGAAUUCACCGUGACGGCUGCAAUGCUGGGGGACUACGUCUGCCAAUGCACGGAGGGCGGUGUUGGUGCCACUGCAGCUUCCUACAGUCUGGUGUGGGGCAGCGGCACAACCAGCGCCUGGCAGGAGACGCGGCGCAGUUACAGCAUCGUGACGGGGCUGGUCUGUUUCCUGCUGGGGCUGGUGCUCGGCUGCGUCGGCUGCUUUUUCCUCGACUGGCGGCGCCGAGAGCGGCAGCAGCGGGAGCUGAUCAACCGGGAGAAGAAUGGGCUGGACCUGAUGCAGUCGAACACGACCAGCUGCAGCCACGAGCCCCACACGCCCAGCUCCCCUGAGGACGAGCGGCAUCCCCUGGCCACCACCAAGAAUGGGAACCUCAACGGCUUCCCCCCGCUCUACAUCAGCGAGUUGGACAAGGACCAGGCCCGCAUCUUCCUGGCUGGGGCCCCCCUGGCCAAGUGCGAUGAGACCUCCAUCUAAUACCCUGUCACCAGGACCCAAGGCCCUGCCGGGCCCCAGCAGCAAAGGGCCCAGUUGCCGGAGAUGCCUCUGGCCAUGCCCUGCUCCCGCUGGGAGCCCCUGAGCACUGCGGAGCCGGGAGCUGCUGGCCAGGCAAUGCCAAGGUGCCAGGAGCCGGGGGCAUUGGUUGUUUUUGCAAGACCUCCAUGUGCAGCCGUUCUCUGACCAGAGAAACCCCCUCUGAGCAGGGUGUCCAGCCCGCCCCCAGCCAUGAACACAUGCGGAGCUGUGUGGCCUGUCCUGUGCUCCUGGCCUCAGGACCGUGCAUGGGACUGCGCUCCUAAGCCCAGCCACGGUCUGCGCCCUGCAGAUGCUUUGAGAAAUUGUGAUUUGUAUCAGCUGAAAUUGGGCUGCAUGGUGACUGACCUGAGCACCAGGGCUCCUCUGGCCACCUGCUGCUGUGUCCAGAGUGGACUCCCCCCGCAACCCUAGGGCCAGGACCCUGCCGUCUCUGCCUCUGAGGCUGGGAUGUGGGAUGUGGCAGCACCCUGCCAAGCAAAUGCCAGGAUGAUGCCAUCAGCCAUGAGCACAAUGCAGCUCAGACCAGGUCUAGGACAGCCUGGGGCACGGACCCACCCUGUGCACAGCACCAGCCUCGCUGGAGCCUGUGGCCUGCGGACAAUGCUGGGCUGGCCCCGCCGUGCCAGAGACUCGCUGGGCCCUUGGUCCCCACGUAUGAUGCUUCAAUGACUGCUUCAGAAGGGGACCCGUGGGGCUGUGCUGGAUGAUGCUGCUGCCCGGUGAACCCAGCACCGCGGGGCUGGUCAGGACACAGACGGGGGUGAGGAUGCUAUCAAAAGCCCGGACUCCCUUACAGCGCCUCCCAGAGCGUCCCCCCGCAGCGACACGCAGUGCUCACAACUGACCUCGCUUGGGCUGCAAACCCGAGCAGCACCUGUGUGUGCAACAGACUCUGGUGCCUGGUUUGUGACACGAACGUGCCCCCCAUCACUGCCACGAGUCACUUCCCGGAGCUGCCCAUGCACGGCAGGGCUGUGCUGUGCUUGCUGUGCUCCUGCUGCAGCCUACGCCUCCAGCCCUGCCCCCUCCCUUCCCCACCCCAGUGCAGUGGGGCCCUCCCUGUCCGUCAGCCCUUGCUGGUGGGGCCUGGCCCCGUGCUGAGCUUUCCCCACUGGCCUCCAUCCCCGCUGGUGUCCACAGCAGAUGGGGAAGGGACGCAGGGGGGGCGUUAUGUGUGGAACGCGUGUCUGGUGCUGCGUCUGCUGUCCAGUGUCUUGCGUUGGAUUACAGAGCUUUUUUAUUUUAUUGUGAUUUAUUAAAAACCGUUGUACAAUAAA
Alligator mississippiensis (American alligator) is the source of this 3650-nucleotide messenger RNA. RefSeq names its product ssemaphorin 4F (gene SEMA4F). Lineage: Eukaryota; Metazoa; Chordata; Crocodylia; Alligatoridae. The transcript has 14 exons. Gene Ontology annotation, biological process: semaphorin-plexin signaling pathway; neural crest cell migration; negative regulation of axon extension involved in axon guidance. The coding region runs from base 1 to 2313 and encodes 770 amino acids. Gene Ontology annotation, molecular function: semaphorin receptor binding; chemorepellent activity. The record is from RefSeq and is a predicted model, not a curated record.